Molecule: messenger RNA, 1154 nt
Organism: Drosophila willistoni
Lineage: Eukaryota; Metazoa; Arthropoda; Insecta; Diptera; Drosophilidae
Product: acyl-CoA Delta-9 desaturase
Exons: 4
Coding region: 47-1066 (339 amino acids)
Biological process (GO): unsaturated fatty acid biosynthetic process
Cellular component (GO): endoplasmic reticulum membrane
Molecular function (GO): iron ion binding; stearoyl-CoA 9-desaturase activity
Source: RefSeq, a predicted model, not a curated record
GUACCUUCUUGGAUUGGAUAAGAAACGGACGUUUCCUUUAAUAACUAUGGAUACAAAGACUGAAAUUCGUACCGAGACGAAGGACUCAACGUCCUUGCCAGCGGAUGACUAUAAGAAACGUGAUGCCAUUUGGCCGUUGGUUUUAUUCUAUAUACAUAUGAAUAUUCUCGCUAUCGGCGGGGCUUACAUUCUCCUAACAAGCGCCCUGUGGUCUACAAUAUUAUUCACAACUCUUUUGGCCUUGCUGGGCAUAUUGGGCGUGACAGUGGGCGUACAUAGAUUAUGGGCCCAUCGUACUUUCACAGCAUCUGCACCAUUGCGUUUGUUUCUAAUGCUCUGCCAGACAACGGCUGGUCAGGGCUCCAUCUACAGUGUCGUCCAGGCACAUCGUUUACACCACCAAAAAUUCCAACAAGAUGCGGAUCCGUUCUUCAGCAAGCAAGGAUUCCUGUUUGCCCAAGUGAGAAGCGGUCUCUUCAAGUAUUCCAGUGAGCAGGAGCAGCUAUUGCAAGAGGUGGAUAUGACAGAUCUGGAGAACGAUGCCAUAGUCAUGUUCCAAAAGCGUUAUUAUGUCGUGCUCUACACAGUGCUCAAUGUAUUGCUUUCGAUUAAUACACCUUUCCAAUACUUUGGCGAUUCACUAUCCUCGUCCAUGUUGGUUGGAUUUUGGUUACGCACUCUCAUCGUCCACAAUGUGGGCAAUCUUGUGCACACAUCGCACUUUGUCUGGAGCAUAUACAAGGAUUUUAAGCCAACCGAUUCGAAUAGCAUAUUCUUCAUUACCAAGAGCUAUUGGCCUCAAUAUCAUUAUCUCCUGCCGCAGGACUAUCAGAGCGGAGAGUUUGGUGACUAUGGUUCGGGGUUGGGUGCUGCUGUCAUAAGAGUUUUUGCUGCUCUGGAUUGGGCAAAGGAUUUGCGUACCAUUAGCUCGGUGGCCGUUAGAAUGGGCCUAACCAAUGCCGUCGAGACGGGCAGACCGAUUGUCGAAUGUAUUCAGGAACAGGUGCAACUCGAGAAGAAUGCAUUGCCAGCCAAUCAUUUUUUAAAUCGCGAAAAGUUUAUGUAAAUAUUGCCACAUAGAGCGGUUGGGGCUUAAAAUUAUGCGUGAAAUACCGUCGAAAGUCGUAAAAAUAAAUUAACAAACGCCAACUGAA